Melozone crissalis (California towhee) is the source of this 921-nucleotide messenger RNA. Its product is annotated as mas-related G-protein coupled receptor member H-like. The record is from RefSeq and is a predicted model, not a curated record. The coding region runs from base 1 to 921 and encodes 306 amino acids. The transcript has a single exon. Gene Ontology annotation, molecular function: G protein-coupled receptor activity. NCBI's taxonomy places the organism in Eukaryota, Metazoa, Chordata, Aves, Passeriformes, Passerellidae. Gene Ontology annotation, cellular component: membrane. Gene Ontology annotation, biological process: G protein-coupled receptor signaling pathway.
AUGGAGGUGACCACCGUGUCCCCAUCUCCUGCCUCAGCCACGGAAGGAGAUGAUCUGUGUGAGACAGAUGUCACCAGUGUGGCCAUACACAGUGUGACCAUGCUCAUCUGCCUCUGUGGGCUGGCUGGGAACGGGGCUGUCAUCAGCCUCCUCAGCCUGAAAGUCAACAACUCUGGCAUCUUUCUCCUGGCUCUUGUCGACUUCCUCUUCCUCCUCUUUGCAAUCCCCUCUGCCCUCCUCAUCCUGGUGGAGGACGUGUCCUGCUCUCCUGUCUUGCCCUUGAUGUACAUGAACUUCGUUUUCCAGCUCUCAGUUUUCUCCUGCUACUGGGCACUGUACCGGGUGACGGUCGGCAACAACGAGCGAUAUAUGCGGAACUUCUUCAAGCUCUGCUGCCACUGUGACCCUCCUCUGCGCCUGCUGUGGGUACUGGUCCAUAUCAGAUACUGGGCCUUCUUUGUUGUCUUCACUGUCAUGCCCACGGUGACAUUCCUGUGCCCAUCACACCAGCAGGAGCACUGCCAGGCAGCUCUCAUCUCCAUGUACCUCAUCAUCCUGCUCCUCAUUGCUGCACCCAUGCUCAUUUCAAGCACAGGUGAUUUCUUUCAGGCCAAGUGGGGCUCCCAGCAGCAGCAGCCUGAGACGCGCGACAUCGUUAUCUUCGUCAUUGGGCUCCUCACUCUCCUCCUCAGCCUCUGGAAUUUCCUGCAGGAGUUUGGUUACAUCGAUGUGCCCUCCCAGGUUGUUUUCCUGAUCACCUGCAUCAACAGCAGCAUCAAACCCUUCAUCUACUUCUUGAUGGGGAGGUGCUGGAGGCCCUGCUCCAUGGAGUCCCUCCAGCUCUCCCUCCAGAGGGUCUUUGAGGGGCAGAAAAUAAAAAAUGCACGCAAAAAUGAUGCCACCAGGGACACGGGGGUUUGA